Messenger RNA from Penicillium cinerascens, 1920 nucleotides. RefSeq lists its product as uncharacterized. Gene Ontology annotation, molecular function: DNA-binding transcription factor activity, RNA polymerase II-specific; zinc ion binding; DNA binding. Lineage: Eukaryota; Fungi; Ascomycota; Eurotiomycetes; Eurotiales; Aspergillaceae. The coding region runs from base 1 to 1920 and encodes 639 amino acids. The record is from RefSeq and is a predicted model, not a curated record. The transcript is spliced from 6 exons. Gene Ontology annotation, biological process: regulation of DNA-templated transcription; DNA-templated transcription.
AUGCCACAAAGACCACGAAAGCUUCAACGUAUUUCUAAAGCCUGUGACUUUUGCAAUCGACGCAGCAUUAAAUGCGGCAAGGGUGACUUCCCCCUAGGCCGGUGCCGGAAUUGCGUGGACUUUGACCUGCCGUGUACAUUUGAUCGCCCGGCAAAGCGCCGUAACACCAGGCGCAGCACCUUGACUGACAGCCAAGUUCCGAAAGCCUAUCCGGAGAUUACAUCUGUGGCAGUUGGAGCAACAUCCGGCUCUUCUAUUCCUCGACGCUCACACUUUCCUGCCUUGGCUCCGCGACAGCCAGUGUCUAUUGGAACCCAGUCCAUUCUGGGCUCCUGUUCGCCAGCGAAUGAUUACGAUGAUGACCGAGAAGAAUCCGGUAUACGACCUUCAUGGACAGCUUUUGCAAUUAGCUGUGACCAACAGAUCCAGAACCUUGUUCAGGUGUAUUUCGAGAUCGUUUAUCCGAUAUUCCCUUUGUUUCAUCGGCCGUCUUUCAUCGAGGCGAUCAAAAGCCAGAACCAUCUCCGAGACCAAGGUCUCUUUGCUUCAACGAUGGCUGCAUGUGCUCUCGUAUCCGGUCGAGUGCGUGACGGAGCAUUGUGCUCCAAACGCUGGGACCGGAAAGAACUUAUGGAACCGCCUUCAGAAGUUUACUUUGCAAUGGCCCAAAACUCCAUACCCGAUGAAGUGGUCGCUGCUAAAGGUAUAAAUUAUAUGCGGGCGUGCGCCUUGCUAGCUAUUACCAGUAUUCAAAAUGGUCAGAUCAGGAAUAUGCAGAAAUUCUCAGGGUUAUAUCAUACCUUGACUUCUAUGAAUGGACUCUAUGAUGAGAAGCUCUGGCCAAAAAGCUUGAACACUAUCGAAAUUGAAGAGCGCAGAAGAUUGUUCUGGUCGAUCUACACACUGGAUAUUUAUUCCACAAUUGUGUGGGGCGGCGUUAUUCGAUAUCGCGAGGCCCAUUCGCUUGUGCGCUACCCCAGCGAACUCGACGACGAGCUUAUCACGUCUCAUUCUUAUGGUGUACCGUCCACAUCGCUAGGACCAAGCUGUGAUAACAACGAUUUUUCCUGGCUCCGAGGCUGGAACUUUACCACGGAUCUCUACCGUGUUCUUGAGCAUAUAAUCAAUAGCAAUCGACGCCGGCUGUAUCCGGCCGAGAGAGACCCAGUGUCACCCCUCUUUGGUCCGGCACCUGUAUGUGAAUUGGUGAUCAUGGAACAUGUCCUCUCUAUGUACUCCGCACUACAGUCACGAUUCCGAGAAACACCUCCAAUCACCGGCGAUAUGACCAAAGAUCUCUUUGGCUUCCAAUCGGCCAACAUCCAUGCAACGAUGCAACUUCUCCGGAUGGUCUUAUUAUCUACCGAACGGGCCGGGGUGGAUCGAAGAUGUGAUGUCGCCGAAGAGAUGCUUAAGGUGUUCUCAAAAAUGCCCUUAGAAUACCUCAAAACGAUCAAUUUGCCUCUGCUCCAUCACAUCGGCGGCAUCGGCUCUAUCUUGGGCUCCGUUAUGGAAGACAACUUGUCUGAGACUUCCUACCAACGGGCCCGUGCCCUAGUCCUUAAAACAGCAGAUUUCCUUGACCGUCUCGAAACGAGCCUACAUCGCGCCUCGGGAGCUAGUGAAUGCCUCCGGUACCAGGUCGGCCGCAUUGACGGAUUCAUAGGAACAUCACGGGAGCUCAAUCUGCAUACUACUCCAGUGUCUUCAGGCAACGCCGAUGUGUGCUUAGGUACAAAUACACAACCUUCAGUGUCGACAACCAAUGCCCAUGGUGGUCCGAAUACCGCCUUCGAACCGUCGUCGGCUCUGGAGGACCAGAUGUCGCUGUUUCAGGUGCCUUUAGAGCUGCUGAUGGAUUGGCCUUUUCCGCUGGAUACCUCGAGUUCCGAGGAGUUUCCGUCUCUGGCGUUUCAGUAA